Messenger RNA from Gossypium raimondii (Peruvian cotton), 447 nucleotides. Its product is annotated as extensin-like. The transcript has a single exon. Lineage: Eukaryota; Viridiplantae; Streptophyta; Magnoliopsida; Malvales; Malvaceae. The record is from RefSeq and is a predicted model, not a curated record. The coding region runs from base 1 to 447 and encodes 148 amino acids.
AUGGACAUAGUGGUGAUGGAGGUGAAAAUUAGGUCUUUUAGUCAGUAUGGAGGAAAAUAUGGGGUUGGUACCACUAGUGGAUAUUUUUGUGAUAGAUCAGAAUUUGAUGAAAAUAUGUUUCCUGAACCUAAGAGAGAUAAAAGUGAACCUAGAGCUCCAUCAAAAGGAAAAGGCAAGAAGCAUACUUCUGUAGGCUCUUCAUCUGGUAGGAGAUCAAGUUCUUGUAACCUUGGGUAUAGUGAUUCAUCUACUAGCACUCAAGGUUUUUAUCCACCAGAACAACCUUCAUAUUUUCAACCUUCACAUGGUUAUCCACAACCAUAUGGUUAUUAUCCACCAUUUCCUAAUUAUGAUGUGCCAUAUCAACCUCAAAUGCAUCCUCCACCACCAAUGUAUCGCCCACCUCCACCUUUCAUGCAUCCUACUCCUCAAUUAUAUGAAAACUAA